Molecule: messenger RNA, 278 nt
Organism: Lachnellula hyalina
Lineage: Eukaryota; Fungi; Ascomycota; Leotiomycetes; Helotiales; Lachnaceae
Exons: 3
Coding region: 69-278 (69 amino acids)
Source: RefSeq, a predicted model, not a curated record
AGCCAGUCAAGUAUUGGCGUAAGGUGGGCCUCCUGGCGUGCCUCACUUAUACCGUGCUCUUACAGAUCAUGUACGUCACACUGUGGAAAAAGGAUGUUGUCGUUAAGUUCGUGUUACAAAUGUCCGAGCUUGAACAACCAAUACGAAUCAAGUUUAUCCUUUCAAUAGCUUUCAGUGUUACCCGCCAGCGAUCCAAGGCGGACAGACCGCUCAAACCUCCUGGGAAGAAUUGGGCGAAGGCUCUGGAAAAACCUGCUCUGUACAGUGCAGUUGUUUGA